Messenger RNA from Varanus komodoensis (Komodo dragon), 750 nucleotides. Its product is annotated as soluble scavenger receptor cysteine-rich domain-containing protein SSC5D-like. Gene Ontology annotation, cellular component: membrane. Lineage: Eukaryota; Metazoa; Chordata; Lepidosauria; Squamata; Varanidae. The record is from RefSeq and is a predicted model, not a curated record.
AUGGAGCUUAGUCCACCUCAAGAGCUCCGUCUAGUGAAUGGCUCCAGUCGCUGUGCUGGCCAGAUCGAGGUGUUGCAUGACCACCAGUGGGGGACCAUUUGCGACUCUGGCUGGGACUUGCACGAUGCCCAUGUCGUGUGCAGGGAACUAAACUGUGGAAAUGCAUUACAAGCGUUUGGUGCAGCCUGGUUUGGCCAAGGAUCGGGUCUCUGGUUGGACGGAGUUAACUGCACGGGGAGUGAAGCAACCCUAAGUGAAUGUCCAAAGACGUCCUGGGGAGAGCACAGGUGUGACCACCGCCAGGAUGCGGGUGUGGAGUGCUCAGGCAUUACAGACCCAACAGAGAUUAGACUGGUGAAUGGAUCCAGUCCCUGCUCUGGAAGAAUUGAAGUGUUCCAUGAUGGGCAGUGGGGGACUGUGUGUGAUGAUUCCUGGGAUCGAAAGGAAGCCCAAGUCUUGUGCAGACAACUUGGCUGUGGAGAGGUCCUGUCAGCCCCAAAAGACUCAUACUUUGGAAGAGGACUUGGUCCCAUCUGGCUGGAUGAUCUCAAUUGUACAUGGUUGGAAGAUUCCAUCAGUAAGUGUCCUAGAAAACCUUGGGGACAGCAUGACUGCAGCCACUAUCAAGAUGCUGGCAUUGUGUGCUCAGGGGACAUCGCUGUGGAAGUCAACAUCCGCCUGGGAGUGGCUGGCUUCAUCCUGCUCAUCUUGGCCGAGGCUCUGUGCAGGAGGAGGAGGGGGCAGCUCUGA